AUGACGACGACGACGACGACCACCUCGAAGCUUUGUUGUUCGUGGUGUUCUCGUAAAAGUCGUUCUCCCCAAAAAUCAGCGGCAGUAUCGGCAAAAAAGGCGUGGUCCAGCGGUGACCAAUUCGCCGUCAAAAACGGGGAAGCAUUCGCAUUCGGGAAGAAGAGAAGAAGAAGAAUGAAUACUACUGCACGCGCCAACAACGCCGCUGAUACUACUGAUGAAGAUGCUUUUGCCGACGUGAAUACUCAGAAGAACGCAGUAUCGUCGUCUGAAUCAUCGUUAUCGUCAUCGCUGAGAGAAUCUCUCGCGAAAGAGUUAUCCGUGCUCCUUUCCAAAGUGCAUUUGGGGGCUGCUCCUCUCACUGCGCAGGAGAGUUUCGAAGCGCGCAAAAACAGGCUGGAAAAAGCACUCUUGAUGGCAACUUUAUUGGAAAAAGAAGAGCACGAUGAUCAUAAAUACGACGACGAGAAAAGGACGACGGCGAUUCAGACGACGAAAACAUCGACAUUUUUGUCACGGACGCGUACUACGAAUACGAAGACCAACGACGACGAAAACGCUUUAACGGAAACGAUAGCGCGAGAAUUAAUCAACCACGACGUGCUCGGUCGUUACAUGAACGAGAUCGCUCGAUUCGCGUACAUUCGUAAAACUUCACACUCAGGCGCGGCGUCGCGGCGACGAGCGAAACGGCCGAAAGAUCGAGCGAGCAACCAGAAGAAGCCGAGGCAAGGGUUGACGAGAGAGGACAUGAGGAGAGAGCACAGGAGAUGGUGCGCGGCGUGUCAAGUGUUCGUGAAGAAAGAAGACGCGUUAUCGGUGACGAAAGUUUUGAAUACCGUCGUCACAUCGUCGUCUGAAUCGUCGUCGGGAGAAACUUCCUCGGAAUCGUCCUCUUCCUCGUCGUACGCCGAUUUCAUCGAAGCGACCACGCGAAAAGAACGCCGGUGUAAAAAAGAAAAAACAAAGAGGAAACUCCUCCCGCACGCCAUACCGACGCCGACGUACAAAAUCGUCGCGUUCGAUCACAAGAAAAGCUCGAAAUCCAACCCGCCGCCGAACGGGCGCUCCAUGUUCGUCUGCCGCCGAGUGUGCUGCGUGAACAUGUUGAACGCGAAACGCGUCGCGAGCAACUUGAAGUAUAAAAUGCCCUCAAACUCGUCGUCCAAAAAGAGUAGCGACGAUAGCAGCAGCAACGCAGACAAUAGUAAUAGCACCGCCACCACCACCGCUUUAGAAAUCAUGCGCGACCUGAAACUCUUAGCCGAACGAGCGGAAAGAGACGACGGCGUCGAUUCCUCCGGGUGGAAGUUGCGCAAACCGAACGACGGCGACAAAAACGCCAAAGGUCGCCAUCCGCACCGGUGGACCGAACCGCCCACGUGGGUGCAAUGA
Molecule: messenger RNA, 1395 nt
Organism: Bathycoccus prasinos
Lineage: Eukaryota; Viridiplantae; Chlorophyta; Mamiellophyceae; Mamiellales; Bathycoccaceae
Exons: 1
Coding region: 1-1395 (464 amino acids)
Source: RefSeq, a predicted model, not a curated record